Pelagomonas calceolata is the source of this 995-nucleotide messenger RNA. NCBI's taxonomy places the organism in Eukaryota, Pelagophyceae, Pelagomonadales, Pelagomonadaceae. The record is from the annotation of a GenBank genome assembly.
GGUUUUUCACGGAUUCCGACGUGCGUGGCACGUACAGAGAGCCGCAACGACGCGCACAGCCUAUAAUUUAUCCUCAAAAACCGCAACGAUGCGGUUGCGAGCACAAAUGAUUGUGCAGCUAUGCAUGACGAUGCUAUGUCCAACCAGCUCCUUUGUGAGCCCGGCGCAGCGAGCUAGGGCGACAGUGAUGCGCGCACAAUUGGAGCCACGCGUGCCGACGGAUAGCGAUGACAUGGUAAUCGCCGCUGCACGAUCCGUGCGCACUGCGCUCGAGGCUGGCGUCGCGCGGCAGACGGUCGAGCUGCACAUCCCGCUGCCGCCGGAGACGAGCCCCGAAGACCUGGACCCGUGGCCGGGAGGCCUGCCGCAAAUCGCCGAGUACGCCCUACCUUUAGCGCGUGAGUGUCUGCGAAAGGCCGUCAAGGGCGGUUCAGAAGUACAAGAAGUAGUCCUGUCCAAGGACGACGGCUGCGUCCAGCUCUACUGCCAGGGCGAGACUCCGGCCGACGACGCCAUGAUGAUUUUACAACCGGGCGCGGAGACGUUCGACGAGCUGCGCCAACUCGACGGAGCCGUCGGCGACCGGCUGCUCGUACUGGUCAAUCCUAAAAUAAUAGGACCCCAGAGCCUCGGCUUGUUCCAGGGCGCGGUCGCCAAGGACUUCUUCCGAGGUGGUACUUUACGCGACAAGUUCCCCGUGACCUACUGCGCGCAGGAGUCGUCGUGCCGGUCCGAAGAUGUGAGGCUCGUGCACGAGUACGGCAAGGGCUGGAGGGCCUACUACGUCGACGACGCCGAGUUCGAAGGGCAAAACAUGAUCAGCGAAGGUACUAUUUUACCGUUGCACGACGACCCGUUAGACGCGCGGCCGUCGUACGAGGAGCUCCAGGACCUCGUGAUAGAGAAGCUCAAGCUGCCGGUGUACGUGCGGAAGAUGCGCGAGGCGGGCGAGAAGGGGCCGCGGUUUUUGCGGUAGUUGUGUAGGUCUUAGUGUG